AUGAGACUUCAUUUUUUGCUGAUGAACCUCUCCAGAGACAAGAAGACCUGGCCGAUAUAUAUGACGAUAGGCAAUAUCCCAGGCACGGUACGAUCUAAGCCAUCGGUCAAGGCGCAUUUGCUGCCAAUAUCUCCCAAAAUAAUUGGCGAUGCGACGUCAAAGGGGAGACUCCGGUCAUGGGCGGCGGAGACGCUGAGGAGCACCAUGUCGAUUAUACUGGAGCAUGUGCUGCAUUUUGACCAAAGACUCGGCGUCUUAAUGGGCUGCUCAAACGGGUACGAGAGACGUUGUUGGCCGAUUCUGACGGCAUGGCUUUCAGACCAUAUGGAGAGCUGCAAUAUUCUGAAUAACAAGUUCAAAUUGUGCCCCAAGUGCGAGGUACCCAUCAAUAGACUGGGCGAAUACGAAGCCUAA
This is a messenger RNA of Morchella importuna, 414 nucleotides long. RefSeq lists its product as uncharacterized. Bases 1 to 414 code for a protein of 137 amino acids. The record is from RefSeq and is a predicted model, not a curated record. The transcript has a single exon. Lineage: Eukaryota; Fungi; Ascomycota; Pezizomycetes; Pezizales; Morchellaceae.